UGUCUAGAGCGAGGGUUAUGGUUAAGUUAUCUCCGACCUUAAAGUGAUAACAUUGACAUAGGUAGCUUAUAAUUAAUACCUAGCCAGCAUCAAUCGCGAUGUCCGGGGAGUCAAUCAUCGCCAAAGAUGGCCUCAACAUAGCUACCCCGACCUCCGUCACAGUCGUAAACGAAGACAGCAUCCCGUCAAAGUCAGAUAAAAUCCCAUUCUUCAGGAGCACUCUAUUCCAAAUCCUCGUGGUGGGCAUAUGCGCCUUCUCCGCACCCGGAAUAUGGAGUGCUAUGAACGGUCUCGGCGUAGGCGGAUCGCAGAGCCCGGAUCUCGUCAACGCCGCCAAUGCGCUGCUCUACGCGUUCAUGACGGUGACCUGUUUUAGCGGGCCGUGGUUGACAAAUGCGGUUGGGUUCCGCUGGACGCUGUCUAUAGGGACUCUUGGAUAUCCCCUGUAUGCGGCUGGGCUCUACGUCAAUAAUCGAUGGGGUAAUACGUGGCUCGUCUACGUCGGCGCCGUUACGUGCGGCAUCAGCGCCGGCUUCUUCUGGAGCGUGGAGGGGGCUAUAUCGACGGGAUAUCCUGAGCAUCACAAGCGAGGCCGCUAUAUCGCGACGUGGUUUACCUUCCGCAACUUUGGGAAUAUCAUCGGGGGCGCCAUUUCGCUGGGCCUGAAUGUUAACGUGAAUCAUCGCGGUCAAGUGGGAUACCAAACGUAUCUGGCUUUUAUCGCCAUCCAAUGUCUCGGAUGUCUGCUCGCUCUCCUCCUUUCUAACCCCGACAAGGUGCAGCGAGAUGAUGGGACUCGCAUCGAAGCGCCUAGGGGAAUCCAUUGGCGCACCGAGCUCCGCGAGAUGUGGAGGUUGAUGAGGAGCAGGUCAAUCUUACUCUUGACGCCCCUUUUCUGGUACUAUGGUUGGACCCAAGCGUAUCCGGGGACAUACCUGGCAACGUACUUCACAGUCCGAUCGAGAGCGCUGGGUAGCUUUAUGUCCGCUAUCGUCGGCACUCUCGCUACUUGGCUAGUUGGCACGCUGGUGGACAUUCGCUGGACGAAGAAGAGGCAGACUCGAGCUAUUAGCACAUACAUCUUAAUCGCACUUCUUAAUAGUGCGACAUGGAUCUGGGCAGUAUAUAUCCAGAACGAAUAUCGACACACGCUGCCCGUCCUGGACUGGGGCAAUCAAGCCGAGUUUGGCCGUGGCUUCGGCGUUUACAUGUUUGAGCGUCUCGGCGCCGGAAUGGUCGAGAAUUAUAUCUAUUGGUGUAUUAGCAACCUAUCGGAUUCUCCGGGCGACCAGAUCAGAUAUAGCUCCUUGCUUCGGGGGAUCGAGACGGCCGGUGUUGCCGUAGGGUUCGGUAUCCAGGCCGUUCCUACAGCGCUGAUUGCUACAGCUAGCAUCAACCUUGGGCUCUGGUUCAUUGCGUUGCCGUUUAGUUAUUACGCUACUUUGAGGGUAGUUAAGAAGUUCAAUGAGUUGGAUAAGAAGCGCGAUGAGAAUAUUGACAUUGAGACAACACCUGCGUAAUAUUUUUAAGGGUAUAUACAAUGAUGGCUUAGUUGCCCAGUUCAAUUAUUAUUUCAUGUCUUGAAGUUAUUUAACCUAGAUAUUUACUAGAGCCUGGAGGUACUAUAGCGCACUAUUUACGUCGGUGUACUUGCCGGCACUACAGCCCUUUACGGCACAUAGGAGGUACUUUAAAUCGUCAGCCAUCACGUCGCGGUUACCUUCAUAAAGCCGCUCCUUAUUUGAAGGCCACUACUUCCUUACGAAACAGCUCCUUUUCUAUGCUAUAACCGAUUAGAACUUUCCCUCUUAUUUCAACCUUGUGCCAGGUUUAAGCCAUACAUCCUUCUACAACAACUCCCUUUUAGCGU
This is a messenger RNA of Daldinia decipiens, 1870 nucleotides long. Its product is annotated as MFS general substrate transporter. The coding region runs from base 99 to 1520 and encodes 473 amino acids. The record is from RefSeq and is a predicted model, not a curated record. The transcript is spliced from 2 exons. Lineage: Eukaryota; Fungi; Ascomycota; Sordariomycetes; Xylariales; Hypoxylaceae.